Messenger RNA from Puccinia graminis f. sp. tritici CRL 75-36-700-3, 1993 nucleotides. RefSeq lists its product as uncharacterized. The record is from RefSeq and is a predicted model, not a curated record. The transcript is spliced from 3 exons. Lineage: Eukaryota; Fungi; Basidiomycota; Pucciniomycetes; Pucciniales; Pucciniaceae. The coding region runs from base 282 to 1721 and encodes 479 amino acids.
CGUCGGCUUAAUCUUCAUGACACAUGCCCUCCUUGUAAUAAAGGCAUCGGCGGCACUUGUAUGUAUGGAUGGUUCUUUUUGUUGUAGGCUCAUGAUCAGAGACAAGGGACGUGCACCAGGAGAUUGUGAUUGGAAAUUGCUUGUUUUGGGUUCAUGAGAAUCUGAUCUCUCGCUUUGAUGUUUGAAUGCUGCUGUUUCGCCUAUAGGAGUUCCUCAGACUCCUAAUUCCUCUCCAUCACUGCAUGUACAUUGCAGUACUUUAAGUAGCUCUUGGGCCAGCCAUGUCUUCAUCCACCUAUCACCCUCUUCCGGCCAACGAAUCUCAGUUGCCCUUAGUCUCGCCUCCAUCAACUCACCAUCACCAUCACCAUCCAGCCAGGUUUGACUCUCAUCCAUCGCGCUCUCGUCUCAAGUUCUUCGUCCUACGCGUCAUCCUGCCUCUCCUCUCACUCCUCCUCCUGCUCACUCUCGUCAUCAUCCCGGCUACCCUAUCAAACCAGUUCUCAUUCAAGCAGUGUCAGGAUGGUAGCUGCCUCAAGUGGGACAAAGUCCAUGAUCUUGCUCAGAACUGGGGUCUCGGCUUCCAGAAACUCUCGCCUACAGCAGGCCCAAUUCGCUCAAAGUUGAAGAUCUUACAUCUGGUCGACAAAGAUACUGCUGAAGUCUUGAUGGAUCGAUGGCUGCUCCAUUCUCAUGAUGCAUUCCUCGCUCGUCCCGAUCUCGUAUCAUCUGCCAUCCUCUGGGGGCCUGACUUUGAAGGCUGGAAGAAUACUCUCAGUCUGACUCAGAAUAUCGCCCAAAAAUUCGGCUCGGCUGAUCAUUUCGAUGCCGUCUUGGUCUACUUCAAUAACGAUCAGGUCAAGUUCUUGCACAUCGACUCCAAACCCUGGUUCGCUCAGGUUAAAGAACUAUCUCAGCAGGGCAAUGGCGUCGUCAUCAUCGACCGCCCCCAUGAGAUGCGUGACCUUCGAAAGGCAGAGUUUUAUAAUCUGGCCAACGUCACUUUGGUCUUGGCGCCUUACGCUUAUGAAUUAUUUGAAUACCGAUCACAAUUCGCCACUCAAGCACUCUUGGUCCAUCAGCCUCAUUUCAUCGACAAGAAGAUCUUUUAUCAUCCCGUCGGCAACACCCGUCCAGAAGAUAUUAUCAUAGCCGGUGACCUGGGUGCAUUCUACCCAUUCAGAGCCAGGCUAGCAGAUAUGAUCCGAAAGAAGACCUUGCCCGGUUGGAUACGAGGCCAUCCAGGUUAUGAAGAUAUCAAAUCUGCCGAUCAACGAAACAAGAAACUCACCGCCGAGAUCCAAGAACAACAGUUGGUCGAUUUUGGAAACGAUUUUGGUCGAGCCAAGAUCUGUCUUGUUACCGACUCUCGCUGGGCUUACUCGGUACAAAAAUAUGUCGAAGCAGCUGCGGCCGGAUGCUUGAUUGCUGGAAAUAUCCCACUAGAUCGACAAGCCAUGUUCGAGAAAGUCAUCGUGCCACUCUCGAAUAAAGACUCGGAUGACAAGAUCAUCACAACUCUGAACUGGUGGUUGAAACAUGAUCAGGAACGAAUCAGUAAAGCUCAAGCUGCUCAGGAUUGGAUUUUGAAUUCGUUUAGUAUGGACAAAUACGCCGAAGAUGUUUGGAAGAUGAUUUGGUUCGUCAAAGAGGGUCAGAGGGGAAUGAUCUUACCAUACGAAUUCGAUUUCUUACCAAAGGAUCUUCCCGAGGAUGGCUAGCUUUUUCAUUUGUUUUUAGUAUAAAAUGCCUAUACUGUUCAUUAUGUUGUUUUUGGGAGGCGUGGCCACUGGCUGCUUUUAGAUUUGAAUGAGUAUCUUCUAUGAUGCCACGUGUGAUUUAUCGCAGUUUCAAACAAUACUUGUACUGCAUUUGCUUUUUUAUUUUUUUUUCAUCUUUGCUAUUAGAGCCGAUUAUUAUUAUUUACCGUAGAAAUCAACAUCUCAGUCAAGCAAAGCUGAAUAAGAAGAUGCUUGGAACCCCGUUACUACAA